Messenger RNA from Suncus etruscus (white-toothed pygmy shrew), 1959 nucleotides. RefSeq names its product RNA pseudouridine synthase D3 (gene RPUSD3). The coding region runs from base 14 to 997 and encodes 327 amino acids. Gene Ontology annotation, molecular function: pseudouridine synthase activity; RNA binding. The transcript has 8 exons. Lineage: Eukaryota; Metazoa; Chordata; Mammalia; Eulipotyphla; Soricidae. The record is from RefSeq and is a predicted model, not a curated record. Gene Ontology annotation, biological process: pseudouridine synthesis.
UGUCGCGUUGGCCAUGGGGGCCCGUGGGGUCUGGGGUUCGGCUGGGCUGGUGCAGGCGUUGGGAGUCCGAGCCACCACUUCCCUCCCCUCUUCCAGGCACCCCUUUCCCAGCCGGGGGGAGCUGGUGGAGGUGUUGAGGGCCUGCAUGGUGGAGCAGAAAGGACCUCUCGUCACACUUAACAAGCCUCAGGGCCUGCCAGUGACAGGAAAGCCAGGGGAGCUGACCUUGUCCUCCGUACUCCCAGAGCUGAGCCAGUCCCUAGGGCUGGGUGAACUGGAGCUGCAAGUGGUUCGAGCCACUGAAAAGGAGACCUCUGGCCUUGUCCUCCUCUCCAGUUGUCCCCAAACAACAAGCCGACUGCAGAAGUUCUUUUCCACCUCCCAGAGAGCCCAGAAACCCAUAGCUACCUACUGGGCUGUCACAGAUGGGGUCCCAGCCUCUGCCGAGGGGAAGAUCCAGGUGGCGCUGAAACUGGAGCAUGUGGAUGGCAUCCAGGUUGCAGUGCCAGUGAAGUCUGCUUCCCGUAAGGACAUCCGUGAAGGUGUUAAGAGGACCCUCAGCCACUUCCAUGUGGUGGCCACGGGCUCUAGCUGUGCCCUGGUCCAUCUACAGCCCCUGACAGUGUUCCCCAGCCAGCUGCAGGUGCACAUGGCCUUACAGCUCUGCCCGAUCCUGGGGGACCACAUGUACUGUACCCGCGUGGGCUCUGUCCUGGGCCAGCGUUUUCUGUUGCCAGCCGAGAGCACCAAACCCCAACCACAGGUCCUGGACCAAGCCCUCCUGGAUCGCCUCCACCUGACCCCGGCGCAGGCUGCCCGGAUGCCCCUGCACCUCCACCUCCACAGCCUCCACUUGCCAGGACCUGGGCCCCAGGAUGAUCCCAUGCAGCUGCUGGCCCCGCUGCCUCCUUAUUUCUCCAGGACCCUCCAGCUUCUGGGACUCAACAAGCAAAAUAGUCUCAUGUCUGUGCCUGCCUUUUCCUCACAAAGUGGAUAAAAUGGGAAGACGCUGGCUUUGAGGAACAGCUCCACUGGCAGCCAGGCUUUGGGUCACUGGCUGUGUUGCACAGGCAGCUGACUGACUGAUACAAGGAGCUACAUGUUUCCAUGUAGCCUUGAAGCUUCUUAGGGCUCCCUUGGGCGUGUCCUCUGCUGAGACUAACUGGAAACAGCCAUUGUCACUCAGGGCAUUCCCAGUCAUGUUCAGAUAUACCCUCUGCAGUUGUCUCCUUGAUUGUUCUUCACAGCAGCUCCCCAACCUGACAUCCAUGGUCCCCACUCUGAAUCUUACUCUUCAGGGACUGCAGAGAAAGCUAGUGUCUUUUAUUCAAACCCCCAAAGGACUCAGGAGGGAGGGGAGAUGCCUCGAAUAUACAGGGUCUCACAUGGAAGCCCUGGCAUGGCAUGACUCCCCGAGCACAGUCGGAUGAAACUCUGGUGACCCCUAGUACUGCCAGACCCAUGCAGUGCUAUGUCACUGGUCUGAGGAUUGAGCUAUUAAGCCUAGUUGGCCAAGUAUCACUGGCAAUGCCCCCCCCCCCAUAAAAAUAUAGUGGAUUGGGGACCCAGGAUGGCUCAGUGGUAGACUGUUGCAGAAAUGAAGUUGAGUUUCAUCUCCAACUCCAUUCCACCUGCCCAAAACAACCAGCACCACAGCCAGGCUAGAUUCUAGGUGAUAGGGGGUUGUCUUGGCACAGUUUAGUACCACAAUCAAGUGUGUGCAAACCUUGGUCAUCACAGCCACCACUUGGGAAUGGGAGAAGUUGCUGAAUGAUCUCAUGAAGCUGGUGUGUAUCCAUCUGUGCAUCCAGUGGGCACACGCUUUGCCCUGUAGCAGCUCAAGUGUGUUCCCUGGCACCACCUGGUCUCAUGAAUACUGCUAGGAGUGACCAGUGUGAGAGCUGGAGCUGGGAGUAACCAGUGUGGCCAAAAAAAUAAAAUUUUGAUUUAAAGAAUAAA